AUGGUAAAGAGUGAAGGUUCUGAAAAACUCCAUUUUCCUCGGUUAGUUAAUAAGGAGAAAAUAACAGUGAAGUUAAUGAGCAUUUAUAUGGAGUUGUCAAAUUCUACACCUCUACUUUCAAACUACUGGCAAGAAACUGAGAAGGUAGCACAGGUUAAAGUAAGAAAGCGAACCUUGUGCCAGGAAUCACCCCAGUCACCUGACUCACCUCCGUUGGAUUUGCUCAAGAUUUAUCAAAAGAUUUAUUUGCACCACUUCGUGAACGGUGAACCACAGGCCAAGAUUGAAGAUCCCAGCGGGUUGAACUUUGAAGCUAUUUUGAAUUUUCAGGAAUAUGCAAAACCUUCGCGUCUUUUGCUGGCCACAGAAGUGAAUGUUUGCACAGAUGCGCGACUGGAAAGGACCGUUACUUCGUCCAAAACUGUCAGAUCAGAGUGCUUAUACAGAGUCAAGCUAAAAACAAGUAAUAUCUAUGGCUCAGAUUUGAGUGACGUCAACUCUGGAGUUCUGCUCUGUUUGAUUGAUGAAAAUGGUGACUCAAUCUUACAAAGAUUACCUGCUUGCUCAAUGGACAAUCCUACAUGGUCAGUAGACAAGGUCAUCUUCGAUGUUUUGCAUUUCCAGAGGGGUUCCGUGGAUGAGUUUACAUUUGAAGGACCUGAUCUUGGGAAAAUUGUUGCUGUUUGGAUCGGCGUAGAAUCAGGUCAGUGGAGAAUAGGGGAUUUAAGUUUGACAGUUAUUUGUAAUCGUGAGCCCCCACCAGCAGAAAAUGAUCAGAAAACCAGAAAACAUAAUGGCUUACAAUACAACUUCAGGGUUGAGGAUAUCUUACUUGGGGAGGGAAGUGAAAUUUCCAUGAUGGAAUUUAAACCUCACUCAGUUACUGCAUUUUCUGAGGAUGAAUUUAACACCUUCAACGAAAAAUCCUCGUAUACGAUCUCUAAUGAAGAAAGCAUGAAGGAGUAUGCAGACUUGAAGUUCUCUUUGUUAUUUUAUGAUACAUUGCUUAUACUUGCUGGAUCCUCAAUUGCUUCCCUUUUGGCCGGGGAAAAUGCUUCAUUUGCAUUCGUAAUGGGUGGAAUCGGUGGGUUUUUUUAUCUACUCUUUCUACAGAGGGCUGUUGAUGGACUACCAAUCCCGGAACUUGAUUCGAGGGAAAGUACAGGAAAUUUCAGUGAAGUAUCUGGAAGAUUUAAGGGUCCACUGUCAAGUCUGGCAUUAGCAUUUGCAUUAGCCAUUAUUGCUGUCAACUAUGCUUCAGGAGAUAGUGCUGUGAAGUUAACACCGAAAGACCUUAUAUUUGGGAUGAUGGGAUUUCUUUUGUGCAAAGUGUCUGUGGUAUUAGCAGCAUUUAAACCAAUGGCAAUUGGCUCAAGAGAGAACAAGUGAGAGGCAUUUUAAAUUUUCUUAUACCUGUAUUCGUUAGUUUAUAUACUAGUAUAGAACGAUAUAGAUGGCUAGUCAACUAGGUGUAGAGAGAAUAAAUCAUACAUGUGAUCUUGUUUAUCUUUAAGAAAGCGUUCAUGGAUACUAUUGGAAAAUUAUUUUGUGCUUAGCAGAUGAUGCUUUCUGUCGUAGAGCAAUAUAAACAGUAAUAAAAACAUAUUAAUUUGAGUA
This is a messenger RNA of Olea europaea var. sylvestris, 1617 nucleotides long. RefSeq lists its product as uncharacterized. Gene Ontology annotation, molecular function: protein binding. The transcript is spliced from 4 exons. The coding region runs from base 1 to 1389 and encodes 462 amino acids. NCBI's taxonomy places the organism in Eukaryota, Viridiplantae, Streptophyta, Magnoliopsida, Lamiales, Oleaceae. The record is from RefSeq and is a predicted model, not a curated record.